This is a messenger RNA of Daldinia vernicosa, 957 nucleotides long. RefSeq names its product alpha/beta-hydrolase. Lineage: Eukaryota; Fungi; Ascomycota; Sordariomycetes; Xylariales; Hypoxylaceae. The record is from RefSeq and is a predicted model, not a curated record. The transcript has a single exon. The coding region runs from base 1 to 957 and encodes 318 amino acids.
AUGAAAUACGAGCAGUGCAUAGCCAAUGAUGGUUGCACUCUCGCAUUUCAGACCUCGCUACCAGUUAAAGAGGUACCCGAGAAAACGGCAUCUGAAGCUCGCUACGAGCGGUGCAUCCUCUUGAUGCAUGGGUUCAGCGGUUCGAGCGCAUAUUUUACGCGUAAUUUCGAGACGCUGAGUCGCGAUUACUGGGUCGUCGCCCCGGACAUGCGGGGUCACGGCAAUUCUAGUCGGCCGCUCGGAGGUUAUCAUGUAGCCCGUCUAGCUGUUGAUCUGCGAGCCUUGGUUACUCAUUUGAGAGACUCCUUAGCCCUUACCAAGGCCAAGCCGGUAAAGAUUGUGCCCGUCGGCUGUUCAAUCGGCGCUGCAGUCCUAUGGACCUACGUUGAGCUCUUUGGGUGCGACGACUUCAGCGGUUUUGUCUUCGUCGAUCAGGGGCCAUUGCAAGAUCGCUCGCCCUUUGGCAGCUGGGACGCGACGAAGUCCCACCUGGGCUGUUAUGACGAGCAGACAAUGCAAGCUGCGCAGCGGGAGUGGAUACAUGAUUCCGCCAAUGCGCAUCUAGGUCUAGUACAAUCUUGCUUGGGAUACCGAUAUGCGCCGGAGCCGGCUACUGACGAUUUGUCGGACGAACGACGGCGGCGCGACGAGGAAUUCUUUACGCGCAUUAGCGCGCAGUGUGACCAAACUUGGCUAGCGAAGCUGCUAGCCGACCACACGCGCUACGAUCACCGUGAAGCUAUCGCAGAUAUCACCUUGCCUACUCUGGUCAUGGCGGGUCGAAGAACAGGUUGUUUCCCUCUCGACGGCAUGAAGGAGACCGUACGGCGAAUCGAGUCGAAACACCCUGGAACGGCAAAGAUGUCAAUAUUUGACUCUGGCCACUGGCUAUUCUAUGAAGAGCCCGAGAGAUUCAAUAAGGAGAUCGCCGAGUUUGCACAGAUACUUUUUGGGUGA